This is a messenger RNA of Paralichthys olivaceus (Japanese flounder), 824 nucleotides long. RefSeq names its product chromosome 10 C2orf76 homolog (gene c10h2orf76). The record is from RefSeq and is a predicted model, not a curated record. NCBI's taxonomy places the organism in Eukaryota, Metazoa, Chordata, Actinopteri, Pleuronectiformes, Paralichthyidae.
GGCAAUCCAAAGAGCGCUCGGUUAUCGACUCUUUCAGUCUUAAAUACUGAUCAUUAUCGACUAUUCUGGCCAUACCCGGAAAGCAGUCUUAUAACACAUGCUAAACACAUCCUUUCAAAAUAACUUAACUGUUUGAAAUCGGUUAGCGAAAAUUGCAUUAUAAGCACGGUCGCGUGGUGUUCAGCAGCAUGGCCAAUCAAGCCGUGGUCACAGUUCGUCUGGUCCGGUCAUUCGAGCACAGAAACUUCAAACCAGUAGUUUUUCACGGGGUCAGCUUGGACCAGACGGUGCAGGACUUCAUACAGCUGGUCAGAGACGAUAUUGUAACAAGACCAGGAAUUCCCCCGCCUUUCCGGAGCUAUGCCUUUGACACGAUGAAGAUAAUCCACCAAGCACAUGGUGCAAAGACUAAUGAACUGGUGAUGAGUUUAGAUGACGAUGAAAAUCUAAUUCUGCAAGAUGGCCUAACACUUAGAACUGCUGGUGUUGCAAAUGAAACAGAAGUGGCCUUUUUCAGGAAAGAAGACUACAGUCUCUAUAAAACAAAUCCCAAAAUUGCUUGGUGAACACAGUAUUUUACUCAUUCAGUGAGGAGAUUCUUUAUGGACAGAAGUCAAAAGGUUGAGUAUGCCAGGACCAAAAGGGGAAACAAAAUAAUGCCAUUCUGUUUAUUCUUUGAGAGUUUUACCUUUUGAAGUUGUUUUUAAAAUUGAUGCCUAUUAUGUAGCACACUGGCAUACCUUUUAAUGUCCAUUCUUUCUCUUGUAAUUGUUACCACAAAAAAGUUGUUUGCUUUUAUGCUGAAUAAAGGUUUCUGAUUUCUG